Penicillium daleae is the source of this 939-nucleotide messenger RNA. Its product is annotated as NmrA/HSCARG family protein. The transcript has 4 exons. Lineage: Eukaryota; Fungi; Ascomycota; Eurotiomycetes; Eurotiales; Aspergillaceae. The coding region runs from base 1 to 939 and encodes 312 amino acids. The record is from RefSeq and is a predicted model, not a curated record.
AUGAGCAAGAUAUUCACUGUAUUUGGAGCCACCGGCCAGCAGGGCGGCGCUUUGAUCAAUUUCAUUCUUCAACAUGAGACCUUCUCAAAGGAAUUCCGUCUACGAGGAGUAACCCGAGACGCUUCAAAGGCCGAAGCAGUGAAGCUCAAGGAGCGUGGGGUCCAGUUAAUAGAAGCCGAUAUGAAUGAUCCUCCAUCACUAAGGCCAGCUGUCGAUGGAGCUUAUGCUGUAUUUGCUAUGACGAACUAUUGGGACAAAGCAAGUGCUGAAGCCGAGAUCACUCAAGGCAAAGCUAUUGCAGAUGCAUCACGAGCGGCUGGCGUCUCACUGAUUAUAUGGUCUUCUCUGCCGAAUGUCACGCAGAUGUCGAAUGGUGAACUCACCACAGUCCACCAUUUCGAUAGCAAGGCCGAGGUAGAAGAUUACAUUCGAAGCCUCAAUUUUCCCAGCAGCGUGUUCUACCUGCCGGGCUGGUUUAUGCAGAACGUGUGGCACGGGUUUGUUCCCAAGCCGAAGAUGAUCUCUGUGGACACAGUGUUGUUUCCAUUUGCCUGGCCACCGGACCUGCGACUACCUUUGAUCGACGUCAGCGAUACGGGGAAGUAUCUCGCACCUGCCCUGCGAGACCCUGCAAAAUACGAUGGUGCCAGGCUCGUCUCAGCGACUGCCCAUUACUCUGCCCAGGAGAUCGUGGAUACCUGGUCCAGAGCGAGCGGCAAGAACAUGCGACUGGCCACCGGCAAUGAAGCCGAACAGUUCAUUACUCACCCUAUGCAACGGGAGGUAUUACGCCCUGGUCCUCUGUUCGUCAAGUACGGGUAUUUUGGCCCCAGUGGCCCCCAAGACCUGGAUUGGACCAUCUCACAGCUGGAGCCGGCGGAUACAUUGACAACAUGGGAGGAUUUUCUUGUUCAAAAUGGACCAUGGGAUUUUGAGUGA